Molecule: messenger RNA, 2862 nt
Organism: Sungouiella intermedia
Lineage: Eukaryota; Fungi; Ascomycota; Pichiomycetes; Serinales; Metschnikowiaceae
Source: the annotation of a GenBank genome assembly
AUGGCUCCAUCUAAAGAGGCACCUACCUCCGAGCCAGAAACAAAGAAAAAAGCCCCCAAUGCUGAGGAAGAACUCAACGAGGAAGACCAGAAGUUGAAAGACGACUUGGAGCUUUUAGUGGAAAGAUUGUCGGAACCAAACCAGGAUCCAAAGUUAUACGCCCAAUAUUUGAACACAAUGAAGACGUUUAUCAAGGAAUCCACCACCUCCAUGACUGCGGUACCUAAACCAUUGAAGUUUUUGCGUCCACAUUACCCAUUGAUGACGGAAUUGUACGAGAAAUGGCUGACUUCAGACCUGAAGUUUCCCAACGACCUUUUGUUGCAGUUUGCCGACGUGCUCUCGGUGCUUGCAAUGACCUACUCAGACGCUGGCAAGCGUGAGUCCUUGAAGUACCGUUUGUUGUCGUCCGACGACACAAUUGGCGAUUGGGGCCACGAAUACAUGCGUCAUUUGGCUUUGGAGAUUGGUGAGGCAUACCAAGAACGCUUGGGCUCUGAUGAAGUAUACAUUGCCCGCUUAGUGGAUUUGUCUUUGCAGAUCGUGCCAUUUUUCUUGAAACACAAUGCCGAGGCCGACGCCGUUGACUUAUUGUUGGAGAUCGAGCACAUUGAAAAGUUGCCCCAGUUCUUGGACGAUUCCACUUACAACAGAGUGUGUCUCUAUAUGGUGAGCUGUGUGCCCCUCUUGGCUCCUCCAGAUGAUACGGCAUUCUUGCACACGGCCUUCUCCAUCUACUUGGCCCACGGUCAAUUGACCCAGGCAUUGACUUUGGCCAUUAAAUUGGACAAUGAGGCCUUGAUCAGCCAGGUUUUUGGACUGACUGAAGAUGCCUUGGUGCACAAGCAGUUGGGAUUCAUUUUGUCACUGCAGUUCAACCGUUUCAAGUAUCCUGGUGAAAACGAUGAGGUCCAAGAGACCAUUUCCAAUGUCAAGUUACCCGAAUUCUAUGCCUACUUGGUUAAGGAAUUGAACUUGUUGGACCCCAAGGUUCCUGAGGAUAUCUAUAAAUCACACUUGGAAGAUCUGAAGUACUCGUAUGGCCCAGGCUCCAUUGACUCUGCCAAGCAAAAUUUAGCUGCGUCCUUCGUUAAUGCCUUCAUUAACUUGGGUUACGGCUCCGAUAAAUUGGUCUUGCAGUCUGGUGAAGAAGAGAGCAAGUCAUGGAUUUACAGAACUAAGGGCGCUGGCAUGAUUUCCUCCACCGCAUCCAUCGGUUCUCUCUACCAGUGGAACAUCGAUGAUGGUUUGCAGGCCCUUGACAAGUACACAUACUCUUCUGAGGACGAAAUCAAAGCUGGUGCUCUUUUGGGAACCGGUAUUGUCUCGGCAAACAUCCAUGACGAGGCCGAGGCUGCGUUGGCUUUGUUGCAGGAAUAUGUUACGGACCCUAAGAAAGUCAUCCAGGCCUCUGCCAUCAACGGCCUUGGAAUUGCCUUUUCCGGCUCUGCAAACACUGACGUGUUGAAUUUGCUCUUGCCUUUGGUUUCUGACGUUGACCAGCCUUUGGAAAUCUCAUGUUUGGCCGCCUUGGCUCUUGGACAUGUUUUCGUCGGUACCUGCCAAUCUGAAAUUAGCUCAGCUCUCUUGCAAACUUUGUUGGAGCGCGACUUCGUUCAAUUGAGUAACAAAUUCAUCAGAUUUAUGGCUUUGGGUCUUGGUUUGUUGUACAUGGGUAAGACUGAGAUGGCUGAAGAGGUUUUGGAUGUCAUUGAUGCUAUUGAGCACCCUAUUAACAAGACUUUAAAGGUGUUGGUAAACAUCUGUGCAUACGCAGGUACCGGAAACGUCUUGCAAAUCCAGUCUUUGUUGCAGAUGUGCUCUGCAAAACCAAAGGAGGAUCUCGAAGAGGAAAGAAAACUCGAGCAGAGUGAAGACCAAUUGCCUCAGGACGAAAAGGAAUCAACAGAUGCCCCGGCCAAUGGCGACGAUCAAGAUAUGGAAGAUGUACCAGAGGUGAAGACUGAGGAGAAAACCGAGGUCAAAGACGAAUCAAAGGAUAAAGACGAUACUACUGCCGAGGAUGAGGAAGACGAUGACGAGGAGGAGUUGUACCAGGGAUUUGCCGUUUUAGGUCUCGCAUGCAUUGCCAUGGGCGAAGAUAUUGGUCAAGAUAUGGUGUUGCGUCACUUCUCUCAUUUGAUGCACUAUGGAAAUCCGUUGAUCCGUAGAUCGGUUCCGUUGGCCAUGGGUCUUGUUUCCGCAUCAUACCCUCAGAUGAAGGUUUUCGACACACUUUCCCGUUACUCACAUGACCCAGACUUGGAGGUCACUCAGAAUGCUAUCUACGCUAUGGGAUUGGUUGGUGCCGGUACCAACAAUGCUAGAUUGGCGCAGUUGUUGAGACAGUUGGCACAAUACUAUUCCAAGUCCCCUGACUCGUUAUUCAUGGUAAGAAUUGCACAGGGUAUUUUGUACUUGGGUAAGGGUACCUUGUCAUUGACUCCUUUCAACAUUGAACGGUCCAUUUUGAACAAAGUUUCUUUGGCAUCAUUGUUGACUGUGUCUGUUGCAAUGCUAGAUCCAAAGCUGUUCAUCUUGAGCGAUUCUGCUACAGAAACCUCUCACCAAUUGUUGUACUACUUGACUCCGGCAAUCAAGCCAAGGAUGUUGAUCACUGUUGACGAAGAGUUGAAUCCAAUUAAGGUCAAUGUUAGAGUUGGUCAGGCUGUGGAUGUUGUUGGCCAGGCUGGUAAGCCCAAGACUAUUACUGGAUGGGUGACUCAGGCCACGCCAGUGUUGUUGAACUACGGAGAGAGGGCCGAGUUAGAGAAUACCGAGGAAUGGAUCAGUCUAUCUCACACUUUGGAAGGCAUUGUUAUUUUGAAAAAAUCGCCAGAUUACAUGGAAGUGGACAACUAG